UUUUCCAGGCCAGUGCGGCAGGCGGACCGCAGGGAGAGGGAGAUUUUAGGAAGGACAGUUACAAAAGUUAAAGACGAGAAAUCAUGACACAAAACAGUGAACUCGUAGAUCGCCUCUCCUCGCCACUGAACUUGACAUCCCUCAUCAUGGCGCUCGUGUCACAUACGAAAUAUUGAUUUAUGUCAUCUACAGCAACUUGAGGAUAUAAUGCCGGUGAAACGGAUGAGAACUACAGCAGCCGCCUGGAUUUUCUUGUUGGAUAUUGAAUCCGGCGCUCGGAGAUGCAGUUGGGAUUGUUUGUCCUCUAUAUAGGCCUUGCUAAUCAAUAUAUGAGAGCAGAAUUAUUGGACUACAGGAGAGCUCGCGCCGAUCCGUUAUUUUUCACAUCACCGCUCUUAUCUCAUAGCAACGCGGGACGUGAUGCAGCGACGCGUUCUCUGUGUUAGUUUUAUGCCUAUUUAUAUCUUAUUUUUAUGCACAGCACUUUGGUUCCACUUUGUGGUGUUGGAAGUGCUUUUAAAAUAAAACUGAGUUGAUUAGAUGUCAAGAUGGGUGAUGCCGCAGAGAUCAAGGAGAGCAAGAGGACGUUCAUCGUGCCCUCGAUCAAAUCUGUCGAUCACUAUGAUUUCACCAGGGCCAAGAUAUCCUGCAGCUUGACGUGGCUCAUCGCCAAAGCCUUUGGAUCUGACUGUGUACCGGCGGAGCUGGCGGAUCCAUUCUACAGAGACCAGUAUGAUCAGGAGCAUGUGAAGCCACCUGUUGUGUCUCUACUGCUUUCUGCGGAGUUGUAUUGCCGUGCUGGGAGUCUGAUCCUCAGGAGCGACGCGGCUAAACCUCUGCUGGGGCACAACGCUGUCAUCCAGGCCCUCGCUCAGAAAGGUCUUUACGUCACUGACCAGGAGAGACUCGUGACUGAGAGAGACCUCUGCAAGACCCCCAUACAGAUGAGUUCUCACCUGGCAAUGAUUGACACUUUAAUGAUGGCGUACACAGCUGAAAUGGUCAGCGUGGAGAGAGUGAUGGCCUGCAUACAGAAAUUUACUCCUUUCCUUCCUGAGGAAGACUUCCCAUAUGAUGCUGAAGAGGCUGUGACAACAUGGAUCAACAAGGUAAAUGAACAUCUUAGAGAACUUUUAGCCCAAGAACAAAGAGUUCGAGAUAUUGGAGAACCCUGCAAGGUUCAAAAGGGGCGCUUCAGGAGAGAGGACUCUAAAGCACGUCCGGUUCUUUGUCUCCCCCUGGUGGACAAUCUCUUGAAGGACAACACAGACGGCUGCGCAUUGGCUGCACUGCUGCACUUCUACUGUCCUGAUGCUGUGCCACUGGAAGAUAUCUGUGUCAAAGAAACAAUGUCAUUGGCUGACAGUCUGUACAAUCUCCAGCUGAUCCAGGAGUUCUGCAGAGAAAACCUCAACAACUGCUGUCACUUCACCCUGGAGGACAUGCUGUACGCCUCCAGCACCAUCAAGAGUAACUACCUUGUGUUUAUGGCAGAGCUAUUCUGGUGGUGUGAAGUUGUGAAACCAUCUUUUGUUCAGCCCCGCACACUCAAUACCAAAGUAUCUGACCCAUCCCAAUCCAAUAAAAUGGCUCCCAUAACCAAACAAAACCUGAUUCACAGGCCAGGCAGUCCUGAUCAGUCUAGAUCACAACCUAACAAUGACAACUCAGUUAUCAGGCGGUCGUCCUCCUUGUCGUAUGUGGACGGAUGUGUGGGGACAUGGCCUAAAGAGAAACGGUCAUCAGCUCAUGGGAUAUCAUUUGAGAUUCCACUUGAUGACAGCAUGAGUUCAUCUUCAGGACGUGGGUUGAGUCGAUCGGCAAGCACUGAAGGAUUGGGUUUUAAAGUUCACCGCGCAGCCAGGGGCAUGCGAAGAAACCUCUCGUUCCAGCCCGUAAAUGGGAACGCCCACAGCAAAAUCCGUGAGGAGGAUGUUGAGGAAUCCAACAGACAGAUCAGCAGACAUCGCCUGGGAAACUAUGCUGGGUACUCGAAUGGUGUAUCAGAAGACAGCUCAAGCCCUCCUUAUGACCCUCAGCCCAACACCCCCAGUAUAGAAGAAGCCCUGAAGAUCAUUCAUGACUCUGAGCGACCCCACAGCAGCUUGCAGCCCCCAUCUGGGGACAGCACCUUUUUCCUCCACAACCCAUCGUCCUACAACUCUGCAUCUGAAACAAACGAUCCAGAAGACUCGCUUUCCAAGGCCAGAGCAGUAGAUGAAGUGGACCUAAAUUCCACCUCUACUGACAUGGACACCGGAAUACACGUCCGUACUGAGGAUAUCCAGGAUGGACAGGAUGAGGAUUCAUCCCUGAAGGACUAUUCAGACAUGGACCAGGACUACGAAGCUCGUUCCUGUCCACUUCCAGAGACAUCCAGCAGCCCAUGUCCAGACCUUUUGGGAACGCGCUCCAUGGCCACCAGCAUGGCCUCCUCAUUGGGUUCUGCUGUUCGCAUGACCAGCUUUGCCGAACAGAAGUUUCGUAAACUAAACCACGGCGACGGCCGCAGCAGCGGGAGUGGCGGUAACACGCCUGAGAGCGGCGACCUGAAUGUCACAACCCCAGGAGCGACCGGGACAGUUCGUUCGAUUACUCCUGACACGCAUAGCCCCUCACGCAUCACUUCCCCUCGUGAUCCCUCGCACCUGCUGGCGUCGGAGAUGGUGCAGUUGAAGAUGAAGCUGGAAGAGAAACGCAAAGCCAUUGAGGCCCAGAAGAAGAAAGUCGAAGCAGCUUUUACACGUCACAGGCAGCGCAUGGGCAGGACUGCGUUCCUCAAUGUUGUCAGGCGAAAAGGAGUUGUGUCUCCACUUGGAGCCGAAAGUGACGGGCCAGAUGGUCGGGAAAAACAAUCCAGUGACCCACAACCCCCAAAAACACCUUUGAAUUCGAAUAACUCGGAUUCUAGACUUGAGAGAUGUCGACCUGAUGGUGCACCGCCGAAAUCCCCUCUGGAGGAAGCAGCUGUGGAGGUGGAUCUGGGGGAGUAUACGCGAUCCAUCGAGCGCCUGAACACGUCUCUGAGCUUCCUUCAGUCAGAGAUGCAGCGCUUGGCACAGCAGCAGGAGCACAUCAUGCAGAUGCGUGAGCACCAAAGUUGGGUGAUUUCACCACCGGAUCCAUCGCCACGCAAACAGCUGCGUGAACUGCGCAGCAGCAGUGUAGUUGGCCGAGGUUCGGUGGGGUCGCUCUCCCCCAUUUUGUCGUCCACUGGUUCGCCACGCACCGCACACCGUUCGCCCUCUACGAUCAAAAGGAAGUCUGCAUCUUUCCACGCAAGGACUCCACGAACGCCAAGGCCCAAUGACCUGAAAGUUACCCCCUUCAGCCGGAUGCUCAACUCGCCACAGUCAGUAGACAGCCUGCCUCGACUUAGACGCUUUUUGCCAAGUCAGACGCUUUCCAGCUCAUUCGCGUAUUUGGGACAGGACGAAGGACCUUCGAGUGAGGACCAAUCAGCUAGAGAAAAGCCAUGUAAGAAAGAGUCCAAAGAUGCACUAAAAGCAGUUGCAAAUUCACCAUCUCCACAGGUGAAUGAAGAGCAGGGAGAAGAAAAACAGGAUGUUAGAGAAAAAAUCAUGAAUGUGCCAACAUCUGAGGUUCUGUCUAAGCCAACAAUGAACCAUUCAGCGGUAACCACCAGUGGACAUUCAAAUGAAGAAGAGUCACAUGAGAAGAAGGAUCUGAUUGAGGUUCCUCUCUCUGUUCUGAAGCCUCUGGAUGGACAUGAUCUGGAGAGCAGUAGAGAAACAGAGACUGGACCAGAAUCUAGACCAGACCAUAAGAUGUGUUGUGGCUUCUUCUAUAGGGAUGACCUGAAGGCAGAGGAGGAUAUUGCACAGAAGAAAGCAGCUCUGAUGGAAAAAAGGCUUCGACGGGAGAAAGAGAUGCAGAUCAAGAAACAGCAACAGGAGGCCGAGAUGGAACAAAAGAAAGAAGCAGCACGAUUGAAAGAGGAAGAGGAACGCCAGAAGAAGGAGGAAGAGAAGGCAAGACGGGAUUUUAUAAAAAAUGAAUAUAUGAGGAAGAAGCAGCUCAAACUGAUGGAGGACAUGGACAGUGUUAUUAAGCCACGCCCCCCUAGCAUUAAGCAGAAGAAGCCACGCCCCAAAUCUAUGCACAGAGAUACCAUGGAGUCUCCAAAGCCUCCAGCACGGACAGCCACAGGGUCACGACCUCGUGGAUAUUCCGUGUCCAGCUUAUCACUCGCCUCCCUUAAUUUGGCAGACAAUGAGAGUGUCAAAUCAGAGAAGAGGACAUCCAGAGGCAGCAGACUGUCUCCUGGCAGUCUGUGUUUCUUUCUGAGCUCCCCUAAAGGGAGAAAGGGAAGGCCAGAGUCUACAGAGGGCUUUCUGUCACCAUGUCCGUCUGUAAGUGGAAAUGGGGAGAACUGGGAGCUCGAAUCAGAAUCCUCUGCAGAAUACACAGGGCCGAAGUUGUAUAAGGAGCCCAGUGCUAAAUCAAAUAAAUACAUCAUCCAGAACGCACUGGCUCACUGCUGCCUCGCAGGCCGUGUCAACGAGGGACAGAAGAACAAAAUCCUGGAUGAAAUGGAGAAAACCGAAGCCAACAACUUCCUGAUUCUGUUCAGAGACACUGGCUGCCAGUUUCGCUCUCUGUACACGUAUUAUCCAGAGGCGGAGGAGAUCAACAAGCUGGCUGGCAUCGGGCCAAAGACCAUCACACCCAAAAUGAUUGAAAACCUCUACAAGUACAGCUCGGAUAAGAAACAGUUCAGCAAAAUCCCCGCCAAGACCAUGUCAGCGAGUGUGGACGCCAUCACCAUCUACAGCCACCUCUGGCAGAUCAAGAAACAAAACACACCCAGAAAACUCUUCAAAUAAGUUGAAAGCUCACUGGCAGACUGCUGAGUGUUCCUGCCUAUCGGACAUUACAAUGCACAUCCUGAAUGUAAAGAAAACACUUUUGCGGGCUUUGGAUGUUCAUUUGUGGCGAAACCUUCUGUUCUACAGUACACAUCGUUUGCAGCACUGAUGGAUGCGCCUUUACGUGAUUUUGAUUUUGUGGCCUUAUGCUUGUCUUGUUGUCUCUUUUAUGCAAUGCUUAACGCACACAGUUACUGAGUUUAUUAGCAAGUCAUUGCAUCGUGUGAAGAGACACAGUCUUCUUCUUCUGUGUUUGUGCAGGUGUAAAAGAAUAUUAGGGACAUAGUACACUUGAAGACUAACUUUAAGAUGGUCAUGCAGUUGAAAACACAUUUAAUGUACUGGAACCUCAAAUUUUUGCUUUAUUUAAUGUCUGCGUUUUUAUAUUUUGGGUAGGAUUCGUAAUUGUUGCGCAACUGCUACUCCAGAGGAAAGUGUUAAAUUAGCUACAGUGAGAGUUGUUCGCUCAAGACUUUCUAUAAAAUGAACAUGCUCGUGCUACUCUGUAUGUGAUGUAAUCGUAAUGAUGGGGCCUUUAACUGAGUAAGUUGAGGACCAAAACUGAACAUAUUAGCUAGAAUUAUAAAACUAUCGCUAGUGUCAUGAUCCAGAAUAUCUGGGUGCCAUGUAUGUUUGAAACAUACAUUUUAGAGAGACAGAUCAGUUUAGCUGACUGUUUGAGGAAAUUUCCAUAUGAAUAAUACAGAGGAAACACUGAGUUAUUGAAUAUUAUAUAAUGAAGCUUUCCAAAAGAUGGUGCAUAUUAUUGCUCAUGUGGUAACUCAUUUUUAAUUAUGAUGUGCAUUUUAAAGAGCUGCGAUUAUUUGGGCAGGCUGUUGUCCAGUAACACAUUUUGUCUGCAGGUGCAAAAGAUUUGAGAUAUUUGUUAUUUUUACUAAGGGAAGUAAAUCAUUGUUUGAAUUUAUUGAUGCUGUACAGAUAUAGUUUUACAUACUAAGCAUAUUUUUUAAGCCAUUGAAUAUUACUGAUAUUUUUCAUAUGAAAAAGAUUAUGUUUAACAGGGGGCAAGUAUGACGGGAUGUGAUAAGAGCAGAAGUAAGCUCUUCUGAGAGAUGUUCAUUUCCACACGCUGUCUAAUCUUUUUUAAGGUCAUGUCUGCUGUUUGUUCAUCAUAUGCUUUGUCUGUUUGUAUUUGAAUGUUAAUCUCAACAUAAAUACAGAUUUACAACCAAAAGCUUACCUGUUUGACCUAUUUUCCCCUAGUAUUAUUAUUCCAGUAGUAUUUGCUUGUAAUAACAUUAUUUAUGACUGAGUGAGCAAUUAUGUUUAGGGAUGGGA
This is a messenger RNA of Carassius auratus (goldfish), 6188 nucleotides long. RefSeq names its product calmodulin-regulated spectrin-associated protein 2-like. Gene Ontology annotation, molecular function: calmodulin binding; microtubule minus-end binding; spectrin binding. The record is from RefSeq and is a predicted model, not a curated record. Gene Ontology annotation, biological process: neuron projection development; negative regulation of microtubule depolymerization; cytoplasmic microtubule organization. Gene Ontology annotation, cellular component: microtubule minus-end. NCBI's taxonomy places the organism in Eukaryota, Metazoa, Chordata, Actinopteri, Cypriniformes, Cyprinidae. Bases 549 to 4847 code for a protein of 1432 amino acids. The transcript has 19 exons.